UCAAUAGUAACCAUUUGGAGGGCUUUGCGUUUGUUCAAGCCCUCGGUUCUUCGCUUCUUUCUCAUCUAAUUCAUUAAUAAGUGCCAACAAAAAAAUUAUCGGUGGCUGUGCCACAGAGCCGCCACGGUCAUCAGAGAGUUUUGAGUUCGAAUGGAAUGGCUGAUGUUCAGGGCCCGUCACGACAAGUACUCAGUCAACUGCCAUGAUUGUGGGAUCUCCGCAGUUCAGCCGGCCUGAAUUACAGGGCUUUCCAAAAAUGCAAUAUGAGAUUGGUAGCUUCUUUUGGAUCCUGGCAAAUCUGGUACUUUAUAGUCGUCGGUCACUUCUUCGAGUCCCGACAACGGCACCUCAUCUUCUUGAAGUGCUUCUAUUAUUUAUAACCUCGAGCAGUAUCUUUUGCGACGGUAACAAUUCACAUGGUGUGAUUGAUAAUAUACUUCGCGUCCCUUUGUGCCGUUCAGCUGUCUGCACUAAAGUAUGCAAUAACACAAUGAAGAUAAGCCCGUCUGCGUUCCUGGCAUUCUUGCGUCAAACUAGCAGUGUUGGUACGAGUUCAAGUCCAGUGAUGGUUUUGUGGGCUUUGCUCGCUUUGGUGUAUAAGCAUUUCAGUAUGAUCCCGUCAAGGAGAUGGAUUUGGUCGUCACUAAUCCUCAUCGAGAAAAAAAUGGAAUGAAAAAAAAGAAGAGAACAGGUAGGAUGGUCCUCCCACAAAAGGCUGUAUAUGGGU
Molecule: messenger RNA, 727 nt
Organism: Aspergillus welwitschiae
Lineage: Eukaryota; Fungi; Ascomycota; Eurotiomycetes; Eurotiales; Aspergillaceae
Exons: 1
Coding region: 203-673 (156 amino acids)
Source: RefSeq, a predicted model, not a curated record